Messenger RNA from Oncorhynchus kisutch (coho salmon), 3708 nucleotides. Its product is annotated as anoctamin-3. The record is from RefSeq and is a predicted model, not a curated record. Gene Ontology annotation, biological process: chloride transmembrane transport. Lineage: Eukaryota; Metazoa; Chordata; Actinopteri; Salmoniformes; Salmonidae. The transcript is spliced from 26 exons. Gene Ontology annotation, cellular component: plasma membrane. Gene Ontology annotation, molecular function: chloride channel activity; protein dimerization activity. The coding region runs from base 226 to 3372 and encodes 1048 amino acids.
UGGAGGGAGGAGAGGAGAUCAGUACAGGUGUUGAUGUGGUUUCCGCAUGGCUUUAUUCAUCCUUGCUGUGAUGACUGUAGGUUACUGGACAUGGAUAGCUGCUGUCAGAACACCUACGCAAUCUCACCAUAGUUUCCCAUUUUAUUCGUUAACCUUGCUUUUCGGGAAUACGGACUGUAUAAUUUAAUUUACGGUGGAAAUAAUUAUCAACAACCAAACGGUACUAUGGUGCAUCACUCGGGAUCCACACAGUCCUUCAAGCAGCAAAACGGCAUGCACACAAGCAUCAGUGAGAUCUUGAAGGAGAAGCCGCUGAAUCCAUCCCGUCGCAGUCUGCCCUGCCUGACUCAGAACCAGAUACACCCACAGAGCCUCAGCCACGUUCUGUCCAUGCCCUGCACCCCCGACGACAAGCCGCAGACACCGCCGGAUCUCCAGGACCAGACACGUGCCCAGCUCCAGACCCAGCAGGUCGACCCCUGGUUACAGGCCCAGGGAAAGGACCACCGUCAGCUCCAAGCCCAGACCCAGCCUCUGACCCACAGUCACAGCACCUCCUGCACCCUCAUCCCCUCAAAGACAGAAGCUGUGAAGGACCACUAUGGGGAGGAGUCAGAUGCUGCGAUGGACCACUAUGGGGAGGAGUCAGAAGCUGUGAAAACCAACUAUGGGGAGGAGUCAGAAGCUGUGAAGGACCACUAUGGGGAGGAGUCAGAAGCUAGUGCGUACAAGGCAGGAAGGACAGACGAGUCGUUUCUCAUUCAGAAACCUGCCAUCCGAGCCAAAUUAGAGGCACGAGCAGAUUCGCUUCAGGGGACCAACCCCGGGCAGCCGUCCGGUCUGAUGUUCAGAGAUGGAAAGAAGCGUAUCGACUACAUCCUGGUCUAUAGGAAGUCCAGUCCUCUGGUGGAAAAGAGAGUCACCUUUGAGAGGAACCUGAGAGCUGAGGGGCUGAUGCUGGAGAAAGUGCCAUCUCUGACCAACACCGACAUCAUGUUUGUGAAGAUCCAUGUUCCCUGGGACACGCUCUGUAAAUACGCUGAGCAGAUGAAUAUCAGGAUGCCAUUCAGGAAAAAAAUGUACUUUACGGAUUGGAAGAGCAAAGUUAUGGGCAGCCGGUUUCAUCUGAGGUGUCGUCAGAUAAAGAGUUGGUUACCCAGCAACCCCAUGAAGCUGGACAAAGAGGCCCUACCUGACCUAGAGGAGACAGACUGCUAUACAGCCCCCUUCAGCAGGGCACGCAUGCACCAUUUCACCAUCAACAACAGACAGACGUUCUUCUCCAACUCUACCAGAAGCAGAAUAGUCCACCAUGUUCUCCAACGCACCAAGUAUGAGGACGGGAAGUCUAAGAUGGGUAUCAACAGGUUAUUGGGAAAUGGAACAUAUGAGGCGGCAUUUCCUCCACACGAGGGUGGCUAUAGGAGCCGACACCCUAUUAAUACCCACGGUGCCCAGAACCACAGACACCUGCUGUACGAGAGGUGGGCUCGCUGGGGCAUGUGGUACAAGUACCAACCCCUCGACCUUAUCAGGCGUUACUUUGGGGAGAAGAUUGGGCUGUACUUUGCCUGGUUGGGCUGGUACACUGGCAUGCUGAUCCCUGCAGCUCUGGUGGGUCUCUUCGUCUUCCUCUACGGACUCUUUACUAUGGACACUAGUCAAGUCAGUAAAGAGAUCUGUGAGGCCAACACAACAAUCAUGUGUCCCAUGUGUGAGCAGAACUGCAAACCCUGGAAACUCAGUGACAGCUGUGUCUAUGCUAAGGUGACCCAUCUCUUUGACAAUGGAGGAACUGUGUUCUUUGCUAUCUUCAUGGCUAUAUGGGCCACGGUGUUCCUGGAGUUCUGGAAGAGGAGGAGGGCGGAGCUGACGUAUGACUGGGACCUCAUCGACUGGGAGGAGGAAGAGGAGAAUCUGCGGCCCCAGUUCGAAGCCAAGUACUCCAGGUUAGAGAGAGUAAACCAUAUCUCUGGCAAGCCGGAGCCCUUCCAGCCCUUCACUGACAAACUCAGCAGACUCAUAAUCUCUGUGUCUGGCAUCUUCUUCAUGAUUUCUCUGGUCCUGACAGCGGUGUUUGCGGUGGUGGUGUUCCGACUGAUUGCCAUGGAGAAGUUUGCAUCGAUCGACUGGGAGUUUGUCAAGAAGAACUGGCAGUUUGCCACCUCUGGAACGGGAGUCUGUAUCAACUUCAUGAUCAUCAUGUCUCUGAAUGUGGUAUAUGAGAAGGUGGCUUACCUUCUCACCAAUUUAGAACACCCACGGACUGAGUCAGAAUGGGAGAACAGUUUUGCUCUCAAGAUGUUUCUCUUCCAGUUUGUAAACUUGAACAGCUCUACGUUCUACAUCGCUUUCUUCCUUGGAAGGUUCGCCGGCAGACCAGGGAAAUAUAACCAACUGUUCAAUAGAUGGAGACUGGAGGAGUGCCACCCCAGUGGCUGUCUGAUCGAUCUGUGUCUACAAAUGGGAGUCAUCAUGGUACUGAAACAGAUCUGGAACAACUUCAUGGAGCUGGGUUAUCCUCUGCUUCAGAACUGGUGGUCUCGCAGGAAAAUGAAGCGGACAGAGAGUAAGGAGAGGACAGGAGGGGGACAGAAUAUGGAGAAUAAAGUACAGCUUCCUCAGUGGGACAAAGACUGGAACCUGCAGCCCAUGAACGCCCACGGACUGGUGGAUGAGUACCUGGAGAUGGUUCUCCAGUUUGGUUUCAUCACCAUCUUUGUAGCUGCGUUCCCAUUGGCUCCUCUCCUGGCUCUGCUCAACAACAUCAUUGAGAUCCGUCUGGAUGCCUACAAGUUUGUCACUCAGUGGAGGAGGCCCAUGCCUGCCAGAGCCACAGACAUAGGUAUCUGGCACGGUAUCCUGGAGGGGAUCGGCGUUCUGGCUGUCAUCACCAACGCCUUCGUCAUCGCCAUCACCUCCGACUACAUCCCUCGCUUCGUCUACGCGUUCAGAUACGGACCCUGUGUGGACAAGAGAUACCCUCAGGACGAAUGUCUGCGAGGCUACAUGAACAGCAGUCUGUCUGUGUUCGACAUGGGCGAACGCUGGAACGUGAGUGAGGAGCAGAGUAGAUACUGCAGGUACAGAGACUACAGAGCCUCUCCCAGGAGCCCAGUACCAUACGACUUCACUCUGCAGUUCUGGCACGUCCUGGCUGCAAGACUAGCCUUCAUCAUCGUCUUCGAGCACCUGGUGUUCGGCGUCAAGUCGUUCAUCGCGUACCUGAUCCCGGACAUGCCCAAGAGUCUGUGUGACCGCAUGCGGAGGGAGAAGUACCUGACGCAGGAGAUGAUGUAUGAAGCAGAGCUGGAGCACCUGCAGGAGGAGAGGAAGAAGAACGGCAGGAGAUAUCACCACGAGUGGCCUUAGUGUCAGUCAUGUUACGUUCCCCUGUACUACAUACAGUACCUCGUCUGCACACCUAUAGCAUAUACACUCAUAUAUACAGUACACUAACAUACUCUCUCUCACACACCCACACACACACACCAACACACACCAAAAUACACACACCAACAUACACACCAACAUACACGCACACACAACAUAAGCAGUCCCAUUCUCCCUUCUGCACACCAAAGAAGCCCUCUUCGGUUACCAGAGGCCCUUCUACCAUCCUUCUCUGUCCCCAUCCUCUGUCCCCUGUCCCCAUCCUCUGUCCCUGUCCCCUAUCCCUGUCCUCUGUCCCUGUCCCUAACCCCAUCC